AACCAUGGUUGAGUGCUCUCAUCACUCUGCGGUCUAGCCUGACCCCGCAUGAAGUCAAGCUCAACAUCUUCGAGCGAACACUGUGUCGCACUUUGAGGGUGGCUGCUUCUCAGUGCCUGUGUUGCACACUCUAUGAUGCCUCGAAAUAUGCCAGGACACGAAAGAGCCUCCACGGCCCCAUCGCAGCCACAAUUGCGCAUCAAAGAAACCUACUUCCAGACCCCGACAGCUGUACCUUCUCCGGAUGCAUCGCCAGAUAACGCCAUUUCACCAAUGACACGCUCCGUCUUCGCGAACCCUGGACUCAGACGAGAUUCCAAGCAUGAGCCUCCUGCCGACCGUACAAUGCGCUACAACCCUACGAUUGAACCUACAAUUGCUACCUUCAAAGAGAAUAAGACAAUGAAAAAGCGAUUGACCACGCUGUUUAGUUCGGCCUGGAGGGCAGUCCGGAAAUGCAUCUAUUCACCACCGCUGAGUGAGCUCGACGAUGUCAAAUCGAGCACCGCACGCCUACUCUAUGCCGACCGCUACCAGCCCAUUUAUGGUCAUGGAUCGAUCGCAGCGGGCGCAAAACCUACCAUCAUAUCUGAUAACCCUUCGGCAAUGAUGGACAGCGCUUGGUCAAGUCCACAACGGGGCAGCAACCCUCGUCGAGCUCGGCCAACGCCGAAGGAGAACUUUGUCGUGUAGGCAGGGUUGCUGAUGUUGAGGUCGGCAGUGCACGGAAGUGCAGCCGAUCGCGAAGUUGGGUCGUAUAGCAGGGCUCUAGACGGAUACUAGCUAGCAGAUGGCAAGUCUCGACUUUCCGAACGGCUGAGAGUCUUGAGCAAGCGGAUUGUUCUAAUAUGAAGUGCGCCCGAGGGUUGGUGGCGACAAUCGCGGAGCAGAUGCAGCACGGUCAGGAAGAUGCAACCCCCUUCUCUUCUGUAUCAAACAGUGUUUUAAGUAAGAACCCACAAAGCACAAUGUGUAUUAGUGUAGAAUAAAAUGAAAAAAGCUGUCACCUUCCAACUCAAU
Molecule: messenger RNA, 1020 nt
Organism: Didymella exigua CBS 183.55
Lineage: Eukaryota; Fungi; Ascomycota; Dothideomycetes; Pleosporales; Didymellaceae
Exons: 1
Coding region: 133-693 (186 amino acids)
Source: RefSeq, a predicted model, not a curated record